Molecule: messenger RNA, 791 nt
Organism: Nanorana parkeri
Lineage: Eukaryota; Metazoa; Chordata; Amphibia; Anura; Dicroglossidae
Gene: C1QA
Product: complement C1q A chain
Exons: 3
Coding region: 11-748 (245 amino acids)
Molecular function (GO): protein binding
Source: RefSeq, a predicted model, not a curated record
GAGUGACACGAUGGGGAGCCCCCAGAUCAUUCUCAGCCUCCUAUUGGUUGGAUUGCUGAGCUCACUGACCCACCAAUCAGAUGUCUGCAAGGCCCGGGAUGGUGAGCGCGGUCAUCCUGGGAACACGGGGCGCAAUGGAAGACCCGGACAGAAGGGAGAUCGAGGGGACCCAGGGGAUAGCGGCCGACUGGCUGGACUGACCAUGAGCAAAGGUGAUGUUGGAGAGCCCGGGGCCCCGGGCGAGCCUGGCUCUAUAGGAUACAAGGGUCCCGAGGGGCCCCCAGGGCCUAUAGGAGAGCCCGGCUUACCUGGACCUAAAGGAGCGAUGGCGGACGCUAGGACGCAGAGCAGGCCGGCGUUCUCCGCGGCGUUCACCGGCUGGAAGGACAACGCGCUGCUCUUCGGUCACAUGAUCACCAACCUGGAGGGCGUGUACAGCGGCUCCUCGGGGCGGUUCCAGUGUAAGGAGGCGGGGUUUUACUACUUCACCUUCCAGGUGGCCUCAGCCGGAGAUCUCUGCCUUCAGAUCUGGGCCAAGAUGGACGCCGCCAACGCCAGGAAACUGCUCAGCUUCUGCGACAGGAACAGCCGCGGUCAGCCGCAGGUCAACUCCGGGGGCGCCGUCCUCAAUCUGAGUAAGAGCGAUGAGGUGUGGCUGGAGGGCGACGCCGGGGCCCGGAGAGUCGCCAACAAUGACAUCAGCAGCAGCGUGUUCAGCGGAUUCCUACUCUUCCCCCGCGAGGAAUGAGCUCCGCCCCCUGCGCACAUCACCUGCAGUAUGCUCCGCCCAC